UAUCAACUGUCACUAAAAGUUUCGAGGCUAUAGUAUGAGUACCGGCAAACCCAGGCGAAAUGAGGACGGCGGAUCAGAGGAUUCACCGCCGUACUCCAGGCUAUUUAUUGUUUGCGAGCGGCGCCUAACAGAGGAAGAUUUCAGGGAAGCUUUCUCAAAAUUUGGGUCAAUUGAGGACAUACGGAUACCACGUAAUCAUGCGACCGGACAGUCGAAGGGAGUCGUAUACAUAAAGUUCUCUAAAACUAGUGAAGCGGCGCAUGCUUUGGAAGCAAUGAAUAGAAAAUCGAUUAAAGGCUAUGCUCGUACGUUAAAAGUGAUGGUAGCAUCUAGUCGAUCCGAUAUUCACACAGAAGACAACAAUGAGAACAAAUAUAAAAGGCUAUUCAUAACAGUACCUCAAGUAAUUACUGAAAAAGACAUAGAGGAUGCAUUCAGUCAAUUUGGUAAAGUAGUGUCCGUCGUCAUUCAAAGAGAUCGUGCAACUGGUAAUCCUAAAGGUUUUGCUUAUGUAUCAUAUAGCAAAUUUUCUGAAGCAGCAACUGCUUUUGAAGAAUGUGACAGGAAAUAUCGUGCUAUAUUUGCUAUGCCUAAAGACAGCUAUGUAAGACGUCCUGAAUCUGUUUUUGAUUCAAAUGUCAAUGAACUAAUUAACACCCCUUCAUGCAGUAAUGCUGCUCUUGUAUCCAUGAUGAGUACACCUGCCCAGGGUUACACCAGAGUAAACUUUAUGUGUUGUCCAAAUUUGACUAGAAUGCAUCUUGAAAACCUAUUUGACUUAAUUCCAGGUCUAGUAGAUUUGCAAUAUUUUGUUGACAUAAAUCGUCGCUGCGGAAAAGGUCUUGCAUCUUACUCUAAUCCAGUCUCUGCAGCAUAUGCAGUGGAGAAGUUAAAUGAAUUUGAGUAUCCACCUGGCUUAAAAAUCUUUGUGAGGCCAGAGAUAUCUAGGUUUGACAUGCAUAAUCAAAAUUACAAUAAAUUGUCAAAUGCUGCAUAUAAUUUGAAGAAAGCUAUUAAUUCUGCUCAGUCCCCCAAUCCUGACUUAGCACAGUUAACAGAAGCAAUUGGUGAAGCUUCUAGGCUGCUUAAGAUGGCUACAACAGGCGUAACAGAUGACAUUGCCCCUGACACAAAUGACUUGAGCUACUGUAGUGUGAAGUUGCCUCCCCCACAGCCACUAGCUGAUAUUGACAGUGAUGUUGCUAAGAGAUGUUUCUUAGUUUGCCAGCCUCAGCCUCCUCCUUUGACAGUUUUACGUGACAUAUUCUGUAGGUUUGGGAACCUUAUUAAUGUUUAUACACUACCCAAUAAGACAGUUGGUUAUGCUCGGUAUGCUAAUUCAAAAUCUGCCGAUGAUGCAAUAAAUGUAUUGCAUGGAGCGGAAGUUUGUGGUGUCCGAAUAAAGGUUUUAGAAGCGGAUGAUGAAAAAACACCAAAAAAGAGGAGAAUGAUUGAACAAUGAACAGAAUGACUGACGGACAGUGGACAUUGCUUCUCACAGUAAAGGACAACUUACAUACUACUGACUACCAUAAAACU
Molecule: messenger RNA, 1539 nt
Organism: Spodoptera exigua (beet armyworm)
Lineage: Eukaryota; Metazoa; Arthropoda; Insecta; Lepidoptera; Noctuidae
Source: the annotation of a GenBank genome assembly